AUGGCGCGUGACCGGCUGCCACCUUCCUUGGAGAUCUGCGAAACGAAGUCCAAGGGCCGUGGCGUCUUUGCAGCCUCGCGGAUUCCUCGCUUCGAGGGGGUCUUGGCCGUGCGGAUUUGGGCCGUCGCCUUGGCACUUCCGGCCCGACCGUUCCGCUGUCGCUCCUGCUUCCGUGCCAGUGGACGUGGGGGGCCACUCCAGGCCUGCUCCGUUUGCGGCCAGGCUUACUUCUGCGCCACUUGCCGCCAGUCUGCGGAGACAGAGGAGAAGCACAGGCACGAGUGCCUGCUGCUUCAGCGCCUGGAAGGCUUCAGCUCCAAGCAGGUUCAGACGGAAGUGCGUGCGAACGUGGCAUUGCUCAUUUCCUUGCAUGCCUUCAUUCAGACUGAUCCAACAGGCAACAUGAGCGACCUUCUCGACUUGGUGCAAGAGCCGCUGUCGCGACCGGGUGCCCGGCGCCGCGCGCGGCUUCGGGCCAUGGCCGCGAAGCUCUUCCUGGAGAUCCUGAGCAACUCCGGCGGAGGGCCAGGCCGCCUGGGCCUGCCACCCGAAGACCUCACCGCCCUCUUAGCAGCUGUGCCGCUGAACGCCUUUGGUUUGGGACCAGAGGGUCGAGACGGCCACUGUCUCGCCCCGGCCGCUUCGUACACCAAUCACAGCUGCAUGCCUAACUGUGUCGAAGAGAUUGGCGGGGGAUGUGUUCGCUUCGUCGCGCUACGUGACAUCGAACCGGGCGAGGAGAUCACGUUUUCAUACUUGGACCUCAGCUUGCCGCUGGAGGAUCGGAAAAGCCUCAUGAAGACCAGCUGGGACUUCUCCUGCGACUGCGCUCGCUGCCGAGGGACUCCCUGCGCAGAGGUUUUGGCCUUUGACGAAGAGCAUCUUUGCCAUUGCGGUGCGAUUCUUCUCCGGAAAGAAGAGACCUGUCGAUGCGACGCGGAGUGCUGCAAAACUGCCGCCCGGCCGCCUUCAAGCUGUGCCUUUGAUCCGAUUCGCACAAAGAAGAGACGAAUCUUUAUGCCUGCCGCCUGCCACCACAGCCGUGCAACGGCCCAAAGCUUGGCCUUAGUUUCGGCCCCCGACUUUCUUCUUUCAUAA
This is a messenger RNA of Symbiodinium sp. CCMP2592, 1098 nucleotides long. The record is from the annotation of a GenBank genome assembly. NCBI's taxonomy places the organism in Eukaryota, Dinophyceae, Suessiales, Symbiodiniaceae.